AUUUGAGACUUGAAUACUUCGAUUAAGGAAUUAUCUCAAACAAGAAAUAGAGCCAUAAACCCUAAAUCCUUGUAAUGAGACUGAAUCGGGCGAAAAAGCAGCACAUAUUUCAUCAAAAUGGCACCUUUCACUUCAUAUCCAAUAAUCAGGUUUUCACUGUUCAUUUCUCAUACCAGCGGCAGACGUGGUUUCUAUAAAUGGGACAUUUUUUUCAAAAAAAGUCAUAAGGGGAUUCAUACUUCUCAACAUAAGGUGCACAAUAACAAUGAACCUCCUUUUUCUGGUGGUGGUACCUAUUCUUUUCUUGAUGCAAGUUGCUUUCAGCAUAAUUUUAAGAAUUGGCAGAAUCAAAGAAAGAAUAAACUCACUUCAAGCACUUUUAGCUACGCAAUUGGGUUUUGGCCUCGUAGGAGAGUUCAAUUAUGGUUAGAGAAGAUUGGGGCUAUUGAACCCUUUUCUGGUAACUGUGCAACUUGCUGGAACAAUAUUAACGAGGAAGUAGCAUUGGAAAGGUAUAAACUAAUUACUGGAAAGUCUGUAUUUCUUCCUAAAUCUCCAAUAAAUAAGCAUAACUUUGAAGAUGAUUGGCUUGGUGCCUCUCCUGAUGGAGUUGUUGAAGAAACGAUUUAUGGCUUGCGGUCAGGAGGUGUGUUGGAAAUAAAAUGCCCCUUUUUUGACGGUAAUAAAAGUCGAGCAUUCCCUUGGAAGCGUAUUCCGGUUCAUUACAUGCCACAAGCACAAGGUUUAAUGGAGAUAUUGGAUAAGGAUUGGAUGGAUUUUUAUGUUUGGACUCUGAAUGGAAGUAGUUUGUUUAGGUUGUACAGAGAUGCAGAAUACUGGGAUACUAUAAAGAUAGCUUUAGAUGAUUUCUGGUGGAAUCAUGUACAACCAGCAAAGGAGCUGUACAAUAAGUUCUACAUCACAAAACCUUUAACCCAAUUAAGAUCUCUAAAGCCAGAACCACGACAUGAACUUUGUAGCUAUAUUGUUUGUGAAAGUAAGCGCCUUGUGAAUAAUUCUAAAUUGCUGGUGUUCGAAAUUAAUGGCGAACUACAAGAUUAUUGAACUCCUUUACAUUGUGCCACUUCUUUUGUAAUUCCCAUUGCUUGAUGCCCAUUACAAGUUGACGAGAAGGAAGGCUAGUGAGCUUUUGAUAUGGUCUCAUGGGAAGUUACUGUUAUGUUUCUUUUCGCUUUAUCUAUACCUUUCUAAUCUGUCUAUGAUGGUCUUCAUUCUUUAUUCCAAGUAAUGGAAGAAAGCUAGGUGGAGCCUACUUAAAAAAUUUAAACCUGAUCAUCAUUUCAUUUAUGCAGGUUCUAUAUUGAGUCAUUGGAAGUCUUAAUAUAUUUAGCAUUUCAGCGAUGUUGAGCAAGCUUUUGUUCAUCAGCUUGGGAAAUAACUUCUCAAAUGCUUGAUUCCCUCGGUCAAUUUCUGUAUGAUGGAUAUUGAAUGAUCUAAAUACUAAACUGUGACAAAUUAGGCAGGGCGCUUUCUCUGGUUUGACUUCGAGUUUAUGACCCUUGGUAGGAUGACUUGAUGGGAUGCAAUUCUUGACGAGAUAAGUUGCAUAUGUCUUGACUAAGAGAGCUCAUUUUAUGUAAGCUUAGCUUCUUCUCCAUGGUUAACGACAAGAGAAGCCUGAAGGAAGAGAUUAGAAACAAACUAGAUUUUGUGCAAUGAGUUGAUUGAUAUUGGUUGCUACACAAUGGCGUCUAUUCUUUUUCCCUACUGUUUUUUGUAACCACAUUUUAGUUGGACGAGCUAUUUGCCAAACAGACGUAUACUCUAGUUUUACAAAGAUGUAAAAAGAUAAACAAAACAUAUGCAAAUGAAAGAUAGAAAAAGGAAAGGACAAACAACAAUGUAAAAGCCUUAAUCUCAAAAGAUUAAAAUUAAUUACAUAUAUUCAAAAGAAAAGAGGAUCAAGUUGAGUUACUAA
Molecule: messenger RNA, 1939 nt
Organism: Amaranthus tricolor (Joseph's coat)
Lineage: Eukaryota; Viridiplantae; Streptophyta; Magnoliopsida; Caryophyllales; Amaranthaceae
Exons: 3
Coding region: 118-1065 (315 amino acids)
Source: RefSeq, a predicted model, not a curated record